Molecule: messenger RNA, 4197 nt
Organism: Misgurnus anguillicaudatus (oriental weatherfish)
Lineage: Eukaryota; Metazoa; Chordata; Actinopteri; Cypriniformes; Cobitidae
Source: RefSeq, a predicted model, not a curated record
CUCCGUCUCCAUGACAACCCUGCACUUCAGGAGGCAGUGCGUGGGGCAGACACUGUCCGAUGUGUCUACUUCCUGGAUCCCUGGUUUGCUGGGUCGUCCAACCUCGGGGUUAACAGGUGGAGGUUCAGCUGGAGAUGGUGAUCGUUCAUCCAGAGUGAGAAGUCCCUCAGGCAUGCUGAGAUGCAGGCAGAAACAGUGGGAUCUUCAGGGUGGAACGACAAGUGUCAUCCGCAUAGCAGUGGUAGGAAAAGCCAUGUUUCCGAAUGACAGAACCCAGGGGUGUCAUGUAUAUCGAAAAGAGCAGUGGUCUGAGCACUGAGCCUUGAGGUACCCCGGUAUUGAGACGCUGGGGUUCGGAGACGUCACCUCUCCAGGAUAUUCUAAAUGAUCUACCUGAGAGAUUUCUCCUGCAGUGCCUGGAUGAUCUUGAUUCCAGUUUACGAAAACUCAAUUCCCGCCUUUUUGUCAUCCGAGGACAACCAGCCAAUGUUUUUCCACGUCUUUUCAAGGAGUGGAAAAUAUCCAGGUUGACUUUUGAGUAUGACUCCGAACCAUUUGGGAAGGAGAGAGAUGCAGCUAUUAAGAAGCUUGCAAUGGAGGCCGGUGUUGAAGUCAUUGUCAAGAUCUCGCACACCCUUUACAACCUUGACAAGAUUAUUGAACUGAAUGGUGGUCAGCCUCCUCUCACUUACAAACGUUUCCAAACGCUGAUCAGCCGAAUGGACCCACCAGAGAUGCCAGAAGAAACCCUCUCCAAUGCCAUGAUGGGCUGCUGUGUCACACCUGUCUCUGAAGACCAUGGGGACAAAUAUGGCGUGCCCUCCCUGGAGGAACUAGGAUUUGAUAUUGAAGGACUGCCUUCUGCUGUGUGGCCAGGAGGUGAAACUGAGGCAUUAACAAGGAUUGAGAGACACCUGGAGAGAAAGGCUUGGGUUGCCAAUUUUGAAAGACCUAGAAUGAACGCCAACUCUUUACUGGCCAGCCCGACUGGCCUGAGUCCCUACCUCCGUUUCGGCUGCCUCUCCUGCCGCCUCUUCUACUUUAAACUCACAGACCUCUACAGAAAGGUAAAGAAAACCAGCACUCCUCCUCUUUCACUCUAUGGUCAGCUGCUGUGGAGGGAGUUUUUCUAUACCGCUGCUACUACCAAUCCACGGUUCGACAAGAUGGAGGGCAACCCGAUCUGUGUGCGUAUCCCCUGGGACAAGAACCCUGAGGCCCUGGCCAAGUGGGCUGAGGCUAAGACUGGAUUUCCCUGGAUCGAUGCCAUCAUGACCCAGCUGAGACAAGAGGGCUGGAUUCACCACCUGGCCCGUCAUGCUGUGGCAUGUUUCCUUACCCGUGGAGACCUGUGGAUCAGCUGGGAAGAGGGCAUGAAGGUGUUUGAGGAGCUUCUGUUGGAUGCUGACUGGAGCGUGAAUGCGGGCAGCUGGAUGUGGCUCUCCUGUAGUUCUUUCUUUCAACAGUUCUUUCAUUGUUACUGUCCAGUGGGUUUCGGCAGGCGCACCGACCCUAACGGCGAUUUCAUUAGACGAUAUUUACCUAUUCUCAGAGGUUUCCCUGCCAAGUAUAUAUACGACCCAUGGAACGCCCCAGAUUGUGUGCAGGCCGCUGCUAAAUGCAUCAUCGGCGUCCACUACCCCAAACCCAUGGUGAACCACGCCGAAGCGAGUCGUCUCAACAUCGAAAGGAUGAAGCAGAUCUACCAGCAACUCUCGCGCUACAGAGGACUCGGACUUCUGGCCUCCGUACCAUCCACACACAAUGGGAAUGGGAAUGGAAUGGCUUACUCCCCAGGGGAGCAGCAGCCCGGGAGCAACACGCCAGCACCGGCUGUAUCAGGCAGUUCUGUUGCCAGUGGUAACAGGAAUGGAAGUAUUCUGCUGAACUUUGGCAAUCAGGAGCAUCAGGGACCAAGUGGAAUACAGCAACAAGAACAGCAGCAACAACAACAGCAACUAGGUUAUCACCACAUGCCUGACUCGGGGCAGACUAUCCCAAGCAGUCGACUUUACCAGUGCAAUAUCUCACAUGACAUGGCAGGCCCUCAACAUUCAGGGAGUGUGACCGGGAAGAGGGAAAGAGAGACGGAACGAGAUAUUGAAGGAGAAGAUGACUGUCUCUCCACCUUUCACAAGCUACAACGACAAAUUGAAGAGGUGACUUCAGUUCACGCCACCAGUGGAAACCAGUCGAGUAUGAAGAGUUAGAUGGACAAAUCAUCAUUUUGAGCAGAAUAACAAGACAGGGGCCUGAUCUGUCUUCCUAUAAACUCUCAUAUUGGUCAAAAAAUAAUAAAUACAUUUUUGAUUUGGCUUUUUUGUCAUCAUCAAAAGAUACAAAUGCUAGAUGGGUUCAUUUCAGAAUUCAUUUUUAUAAAUGAAAUUCAUUUGCUUUGAAAAAAGUUUAAGAAUUCUGUGUCCCAUAACAAAUGAAGUAUAAAAGUAUUUCCAUGUUUCCUUGGCGCAAAACCCUUUUGUUUUUGGGCUAGAUUUGUCUUUGCAUUAGGUUUAAUUUAUUAUCAGGUUCAAGUGAGAUAGAUUUAUAGGCUUUUAUUAAGCAGGACCACACUCGUCACAACUGCGACAGCUCUUUUGUACCUUUACAGUGUUCUGGAUAUCUCUGACUCUCAGUAGAGUGGUGUAUGUGCCACAUUUUGUAAACAGAAAAAAUGUAUACAGUUAUAUUUUAUAUAUUGGUGUUUCUUUUUUGACGGUUCUAUGUUUUAGCGUUUCAAUUUACUUAAACAUAUAUAAUAAAAUACCAGCAGGUUUUACAGUUUUUUAGAUUUUAAAAUCACAUCAAUGAAAUUAAAUUGGCAUUUUUUAAACUUCAGAACAGAACCAGUGGUGGAUUUCAGUUCUUGAAUGUUUUUAGAGACAAUACUUCAUUAAAUUACUGUAACUGCAUCUGUACAUUAACAACAACAUCUUUUUCAUUGUCGUACCUGGCUGACACACACAGACAGCUGACCUCUAUGGUUAAGCCUUAAAACUGAUAAACUUACAUCCUGCCAAAGUCAGGGAAUGAUACUGGAAACCAUAUUCGAAGUGUUGAUCACUACAACUAUCUUAGAUCUUCAGGUAAACAUUUACAAGGUUAAAUGUAACAACUAAAACACUGUUUUGACAGCUUUCGUGACUACGUUGUCUCAGACGAUGAUAUGUUUGUCUUGUCGCGGCUACCGUAGCUUCACUAUGUGUUUCGAACGGGAGGGGUGAACUGAGCCGUUGGUUGCAAUUCACAGUCUCACUGCUAGAUGUCGCUAAAAUCUACAUGGUGGACCUUUAAGCAUAAAUUGACAUUGUAACAUUGACUGACAUUCCAAAAAUAAUCAAACUAUGUCAAAAUUAGAUUAUUAGAGAUUAGAUCUAGCUUCCCAACUCUGUAACCUAAAACCGUAACUGUAAUAUCUGAUAUUCCUCUUUCUUUCCAUCUGUAUUUGGCCAGCAAUGCUUUACUGUAUAUACUGCCUCUUGUGCUAAAUGUGUACCCAAAGUUUUUAAUCAUCACACCAAAUACCAUUCAUUAAUUAAAUAUAUAGUUGUUAGUUUUCUGCCCAGAUAUAAAGCAAUCACUAUAAAUAUACUUGUUGAAUAGACAUUUUCACAAAGACAUGUGAAUGGGUGAGAUGUUUGAAAGAGAUACUGUAAAACUUACAAUAAACCUUCUUUUUUUUAAAUGCAUAAAUCGAAUGUAAAUUUAAUUUGUCUAUGUGAUAUGGAAAAAUUUCUAUAACAAAGGAAUCCACCAAAAUGUUUACAGUGUUACCAACACAGAUGCCCUCAUGACAACUAUUGUGCAUAGCUAUACCAUGUGUCCCUGUAGUCCAUGUAUGGGUGUUUUACAUGGUGAUGAUGAAUAUAUAGGCUUGAAUAUUUGUUUGUGUAGCUGGAUAUGCUUUGACACUGUAACAUCGGUGUUGCCGUUGAUGUAGAUUAUGGGCUGUUACGACCAGCAAAAGUUUUCAGUUCUUAUGUGAAUGUUUUGAUAAAUAAAAUUGUAGAAACCUCAAUGCUUUUUGACUCUAAUAUAUCUGCUAUUAUAGCUUAUUGUUUUGAAACAGCAAAAGUUUCUACCUGUUUGGCUUAGUUGUUUGCUUGCAUUUUAUUGUUUUUAUUUUCUUUCUCUGGAAUAAAUGUGUCGAGUCUAAUUCCUGUUUGUAAACAGUUGAAAGUAAAUCUGGUUGAAACUGGA